This is a messenger RNA of Sus scrofa (pig), 3382 nucleotides long. RefSeq names its product steroid 5 alpha-reductase 1 (gene SRD5A1). Lineage: Eukaryota; Metazoa; Chordata; Mammalia; Artiodactyla; Suidae. Gene Ontology annotation, biological process: steroid biosynthetic process. Gene Ontology annotation, cellular component: membrane. Gene Ontology annotation, molecular function: 3-oxo-5-alpha-steroid 4-dehydrogenase activity. The record is from RefSeq and is a predicted model, not a curated record.
CGCGGCACGUGCCCGGGACCCGUCUGCUCCGCUGAAUCCGCGCACGUACCGCUUCGAGGCUGCCCGCGCGGGGCGGAUCCCAGCCGGUGGUUUCGGCCGCGGGCGCCAACCUCGGGUAACCGCGCCUCCCGACGCCCCCUCCCCCCGCCCCCGACGCCGCGCUAUAUGUGGCGGGUCGCGGCCGGCGGGCCAUGGAGCACGCCUGCCGUUCCCCACAAUGGAACCGGCCGAGCGGUUCUUGCUGGACGCGCUCGCCUACCUGGAGGGCGCUCUGGCCUUCCUGUGCUACGUGAUACUGAAGCUGGUGGGCUCGCCCUACGGGCGCUACGCAUCGCCGCGCUCCGCCUUUCGGCUGCCCGCGCGGGCGGCCUGGGCAGUGCAGGAGCUACCCUCGUUGGCCCUGCCGAUCCUCGCGUGCGCCGGCGCGCCGGCCGAGCGCCUCAGCCGCUGGCCCAACUGCAUCCUCCUGGCCAUGUUCCUCAUCCACUACGCGCAAAGGGCUUUGGUCUUCCCAUUUCUGAUCCGAGGAGGAAAGCCCAUGCCGCUGUACCCUUUUAUACUGGCCUUCCUGUUCUGCACCUACAACGGCUACUUACAGAGCAGGUACUUGAGCCAGUACGCCGUGUAUGCCGACGACUGGGUCACUGACCCCCGAUUUCUAGCAGGUUUCGCCUUGUGGUUCAUAGGCAUGCUGAUAAACAUCCAUUCCGAUCAUGUCCUCAGGAACCUCAGGAAACCAGGGGAGACUGGAUAUAAAAUACCGAGGGGGGGCUUGUUUGAGUAUGUCACCGCGGCCAACUACCUCGGGGAGGUCGUGGAGUGGUGCGGCUACGCCCUGGCCAGCUGGUCCAUCCAGGGCUCGGCGUUCGCCCUCUUCACCUUCUGCGUCCUGUGCACCAGGGCUCAGCAACAUCACCAGUGGUACCACGAGAAAUUUGAAGAUUAUCCAAAAUUCCGAAAAAUCAUGAUUCCGUUUUUGUUUUAGGUUCCUUGUCAAUGCACUUACCUUCCACUUAAAGCUUUUCAGUGCUAUUUCUCUAGGGAUUAUAUACAUGAAUUUUUAUCUCUGUAAUUUUCCUGCCACUUCAUCUCUUUAAAGAUUUGCAGUAGGGUUUUGGCCCCAACACAUAACUCUUUAAUAACAGGUUAAUCAGACGAGGUUGAGCAGUGAUGCUGCGUCCCAGAGGCAGGAGUCUGGAACCCUGUCACUUCACUGAUCUUCCUUCCCCUUUGCAUUUGCUUCUGUGGACCAAAACGUUCCUCCGCCCCUUACACACCUCUACAGCAGUGGGUUUAAGGUCAAGGGCAGUGUUGCCCUUCUCCCCAUGGAGGCCUGUUCUGUCUUCAUGUCCCUCCCAUCCCGGCUGGUCGGAGGCCUGGUGACCCACAGUGAAUCCACUCCUCUCACUGGUGGGUGCUGGGCAGGCGGGGAGGUUGGGCCAAGAGAUAAGAGAAGCCUGGAAAGGCUGGUGCAAAGGCCUCUGGCACCUGCUCCAGCGGGCUCACCAGGUGGCUUCACUGGCAGCACAGGACACGGGGGGCAUUCUUAGGGAGCAGGGGAUGUCUUGGAGGCCUUCAGCUGGGACCGUGAAGGUGCCACGGGGCAGCCCUCCCAUCUCAGGUCACUUGCCGUGAGCCAUCAGGACUCUCGGGCCUGGGGUGGUCUUCCCCCCACUUUCUAGAAUUAGAAUUUUAAGGCACUUUUUUUUUUUUUUUUUUUUUUUUGGUCUUUUUAGGGCCACACCUGUGGUAUAUGGAGGUUCCCAGGCUAGGGGUCUAAUGGAAGCUGUAGCUUCUGGCCUGCGCCACAGCCACAGCAACACCAGAUCCAAGCCAUGUCUGCGACCUACAUCACAGCUCACAGUGAUGCCGGAUCCUUAACCCACUGAGCGAGGCUAAGAAUCGAACCUGCAUCCUCAUGGAUGCUAGUCAGAUUCAUUUCCACUGAGCCACAACAGGAACUCUGUUUUGGUUUUUGGUUUGGGGGUUUUUUGUUUUUGUUUUUGUUUUUGUUUUGGCUUAUUAGGGCCGCAUCUGCAGCAUAUGGAGGUGCCCAGGCUAGGGGUUGAUUUGGAGCUAUAGCUGCUGGCCUAUACCACAGCUCACGGCAAUGCCGGGUCUUUAACCCACUGAGCAAGCCAGGAAUCGAACCUGAAACCUCAUGGUUCCUGGUCGGAUUCAUUUCCGCUGAGCCACGACGGGAACUCCUCUUUUUUUUUUUUUUUUUUUUUUAAGUACCUCACAUGUUUCAAAACUAUAUCUUGAAACAGAAUUUCUUACUUCAGAUGCGCUUGAAAACUCCAGAGAUAAUAGCUGUAAUAAAGUGUACUGCUUAUUACCAGAUGUGUAAAAUAAAUCUCCCGCUGGAAGGCCGUUGAAUCUCUCAGCCCCUCUGUGGUCAGGACCCACUCCUCUCCUGGGAGAGCACUGCCUCUGUGGCCGCCCCCCUGCAGAGGCUGGACCUAAAGAUGCCGGGUGACACAGGCCUCCAGGACGUGCCUGAGGUUGUGUCCUGUAUGGUCUCUGACUGCAUCCCAGCACCCCGGCCCCCUGGGCACCCCAUCAGCUCCCUCCCCACUUCUCCUGGCUCAUCUUCCCCACCAGGGGCUCCCUCCCAGGAGUUUUCCUUUGGAAACUGUAUUCUUGGUGUUAGUAGUUUUUAGAGUCUCUUAGGGUUUUAGAGUUACAUAGAAAACUCUUCCUGAUGUGGUUGGGCUUCUUUUUAACUAAAAAUGGAAGGCUUAUGCAGGGAAAUUUUAUUAUCAAAUAAACUUUGGCCCUUUUUCUGACUGUAAUUACUGUGAACAAUAAAUAGUUAUGAUCUUCUCCAGAAAGCUCAAAAAUCUGAGUGAGUCAUGGAGCUCCCUAGUGGGUCUAGCGGUUAAAGAUCAGCCAUGAACCUUCAUCGCUGCUGUGGCUCAGGUUCAGCCCCUGGUUUGGGAACUUCUGCAUGCCACAGGGGGGAAAAAAAGUAAAUAAAAAAGUCUAUCAAGUUUAAUUCUCAAAAAAAAAAAAGUGGUGUAAAAAAAGCAUCUGAGCGAGUCCUGGCUGACUUGAGCCCCUGGGUUCUGGAGGGUGAACCUGGCCAGAGGGAGGCCUGUCUGAGAGCCAGGAGAGCUCGCUGUGAAUUUUCCUUCUGUUGCUGCUCCUUUGAGUGGCCCGUAUGUGCAGAAGCCCGGCUAACUCAGACGUGAUACUCAGCUCCUGCUUCGCCGGCCUCUGCCCUGGGUGGAUGAAAGACACAGGAAGAGAUGCUGGCCCUAUUCUCUCUUGUCUGGCCGUCUUUCUCUUACUAGUAACUAACCUAACCAGUUGUCGUGGGCCAUUGUGUUAAUUAUGGGAAUCAAGGAGAUUAAUAAACUUACUGUUAAAAAAAGUUCAA